AAACAAUUGUGGUGCCCCAGUCCUUGGCAGAUAAAUGUCUUCCAGGCACUGACUGCCAUUCCGCUUGGAGUUGCCUCACUAGAGCAGAUGCGGGUCCGCCGGAGGUUCACCUUUGCAGUAUGCAUUUUAGAAAUAAGCAUUCUGAGCGCCGGGCCCACACCCAGUUACCACCCGAAGCCCGUGGACUGCAAUGGCACACCAUCGCCCAUUGACUGCAGGAUGAGUCCCUGGGGCGAAUGGUCAAGAUGUGACCCUUGCCUCAAACAAAUGUUUCGCUCAAGGAGCAUUGAGACCUUUGGACAAUUUAACGGGCAAAAGUGCGUGGACGCCGUGGGGGACAGGCGGCAAUGCGUGCCCACGGAGCCUUGCGAAGACCUUGAGGAGGACUGUGGAAGUGACUUUCAGUGUGGUACAGGCAGAUGCAUAAAGAGGCGCCUUCUGUGUAAUGGUGACAAUGACUGCGGAGACUUUUCAGAUGAGGAUGACUGUGACAGUGAUCCCCGCCCCCCCUGCCGUGAGAGAGUGGUGGAAGAGUCUGAGCUGGCACGGACAGCAGGCUACGGGAUCAACAUCUUAGGAAUGGACCCCCUCACCACCCCAUUUGACAACGAGUACUACAACGGACUCUGUGACCGAGUUCGGGAUGGAAACACCUUGACCUACUACCGCAAACCCUGGAACGUGGCUGCCUUGAUCUAUGAAACCAAAGUUGACAAAAAUUUCAGAACUGAAUAUCAUGAAAGACAGAUUCAAGUACUCAAAACUAUCAUCGAAGAGAAGAAAUCAAAUUUUAAUGCAGAUUUAACUAUAAAAUUCACACCUACCGAAGCAAUUGAACAGCUGAAAAGUAAAAAUGUAGAACUUGCCAACGAAGAAAACUCAAAUCCUAUGAAUAACAAGGCUCACUUCCGAUUUACAUAUUCCAAAACGGAAACCUACAAACUGUUGUUGUCAUAUUCUUCUAAGAAGGAAAAAAUAUUCCUGCAUGUCAAAGGAGUAAUUCACCUGGGAAGAUUUGUGAUGAGAAAGCGGGAUGUCAUGCUGACAAAAACUUUCUUGGAUGAUGUAAAGUAUCUGCCAAGUACCUAUGAAAAGGGAGAAUAUUUUGCAUUUUUGGAAACCUAUGGAACCCACUACAGUAGCUCUGGGUCUCUGGGAGGACUCUAUGAACUAAUAUAUGUUCUGGAUAAAGCUACCAUGACUGAGAAAGGUAUUGAACUACGGGAUGUACACAGAUGCCUUGGGUUUAAUCUGGAUUUAUCUCUGAAUUUUGGAGUUGAAAUCAAAGGAAAGAUUGAUUCAGAAAAUUGCUUAAAGAGGGGUGACGGUAAAACUGAAAACAUCAUGAAUGACGACUUCAUAGAUGAUGUUAUUUCAUUCAUAAGAGGAGGAACCAGAAAAUACGCAACUGAACUGAAAGAGAAGCUUCUCAAAGGAGCCAAAAUGAUUAACGUGACUGACUUUGUAAACUGGGCCUCUUCCUUAAAUGAUGCUCCGGUGCUCAUAAAUCAAAAACUGUCUCCGAUAUAUGAUCUGAUUCCAGUGAAACUAAAUGAUGCACAUCUAAAGAGACAAAAUUUGGAAAGAGCCAUUGAAGACUACAUCAAUGAAUUCAAUGUAAGAAUGCCAACUGUGCCAGAAUGGAGGGACAGUGAUUCUGCUGGAUGGACAGUGUUUGUGUUCCUGCCCAAACAAAUUUCAGGGAAUUGCUUGUGAAAUCCCAAAAUAGAAAAUCUCUGAAGGAUUGCCAGCCCCCCACCAAAAAAAAAAAAAACAAAACAAAACACUGAGCUGUUGGUUUCCCUGGGAUCACAUGGGAAGAAAAACACCAGGACUCCAGGACUGUCUAGAGGUAGUCCUUGCUGCCGAAUGAAAAGCAACAUGCUUCAUGAAAAUCCCCCCAACCUCUGAAGUCUCCUCUCUCAGAUCCACAGAGCUUCUUCUCUUCCUUGAACUCCUAUGGUUUCCAGUUUUUUAUUACAUAAUGAGGAGAGUCAGCAGUCAAAUAUGCCAAGACUGCUUUCUCCCACAGGCAAUGCCAAUCUCUUGCUAACAAAACAAAAUUAAAUUAAAAAGAAAGUGUUGGUUAAAAAGACCUUAAAGUCAUUGCCAAAGGUCUUUGUAUGACGAAUACGUUCUGCCAGGUCCAUCACCACAAGUCUGUACCAUGCAAUUUCACUCCUGUUUACAUACUUGUGUCAUGUUCGGUCAUUUGUAGAUACGUGCAUGCCUUCGUUCUGAAAGUACAAACACCCACCACAAGCACAGCACUCUGCUUUUUAAGUCUUAGCUCUCUGGUUUAACUCUAUGUGUCCAAGGAGGAAAAUGUAUUGUAUUUGUAACCAAAAACUAUUAGAUUCAGUAAUGUGAAAUUACCUUUAUUCAGUCAUAGUUUACCAAAAAAUGAAAACAAAACAAAAAACAAAACCCAGCAAUUCCAUAUGGUCCCCUUAAUACCUAGUGUUACGAGUUGUAUAAAGUCUACCCAUAUAAGAAGUUAAUUAAAGGAGCUGGCUGUACAAUUG
This is a messenger RNA of Sus scrofa (pig), 2525 nucleotides long. RefSeq names its product complement C9 (gene C9). Gene Ontology annotation, molecular function: protein binding. Lineage: Eukaryota; Metazoa; Chordata; Mammalia; Artiodactyla; Suidae. Gene Ontology annotation, biological process: complement activation. The record is from RefSeq and is marked validated. Gene Ontology annotation, cellular component: membrane attack complex.